Molecule: messenger RNA, 455 nt
Organism: Ruditapes philippinarum (Manila clam)
Lineage: Eukaryota; Metazoa; Mollusca; Bivalvia; Venerida; Veneridae
Exons: 3
Source: RefSeq, a predicted model, not a curated record
GACCGUCAUAGAUUCUAUGUUAAUGUUGAAUUUUCAGAUGUUGAAAGCUAUUAUGGUUAUAUCAAGUAUUUCCAUUCAUUUUAGGUACGAUGCACAAAUGGGCGUUUAGUCCGCGAGCGUGUGCCUUCAUAUGGAUGAACCCAAAACGCCACCAUGCCUGGUUCAGACCCCUCAUUACAUCAAAAUUUGAAAACGAGGCUCUUCAGGACGCUUUUUCAUUUGAAGGCACUAAUGACGACACGCCCUUCAUAUGUUCUGCUGAUGGAAUCGAAUACAUGAAUCGGAUCGGUGGAAUGGACAAAGUAGUACAAUGUAAUUCCAUGCUGGUUAGUAAAGGAGUCGAGUACCUUGUAGAAAAGUGGGGGAUCAAACGUCUGUCGAUUCCCAAGCAAAUGGAAGCACCCUGUCUACGAAUAAUUUAUCUGCCAUAUAUACCCGGAUUCUCUGACCGUUUG